This is a messenger RNA of Humulus lupulus (European hop), 903 nucleotides long. RefSeq names its product auxin-binding protein T85. Bases 59 to 634 code for a protein of 191 amino acids. Gene Ontology annotation, molecular function: auxin binding. The record is from RefSeq and is a predicted model, not a curated record. NCBI's taxonomy places the organism in Eukaryota, Viridiplantae, Streptophyta, Magnoliopsida, Rosales, Cannabaceae. The transcript has 5 exons.
CCGAAAGAAAUGCUAGUAUCCGAGUCUGGAAGUAGUCAGAAGAGUGAGUGAGAAAAAAAUGGCUGGGUUUUUGGUGACCUUCUUCUUCCUUAACUCCGUUUUAUUCUCUGCAACUUCUCAUGCUUCCAAGUGCUCCAUUAAUGAAUUCCCAUUAUUAGUGAGGAACAUCAGUGAGCUUCAACAGGAUAACUAUGGAAGGGCAGGCCUGUCCCACAUUACUAUAGCAGGUUCAAUCUUGCAUGGGCUGAAAGAGGUGGAAGUAUGGCUUCAAACAUUUGCUCCAGGAUCACGCACACCAAUCCAUAGGCAUUCAUGCGAAGAAGUUUUUGUUGUGCUGAGAGGAACUGGCACGGUCUAUCUUUCUUCAAGCUCACACCUAAAGCAUCCUGGACGUCCACAAGAGUUCUCUAUUUUCCCAAAUAGCACAUUUAUCAUACCUGUUAAUGAUGUUCACCAGGUCUGGAAUACUAAUGAACAUGAAGAUUUGCAGUUGCUUGUUAUUAUUUCUCGUCCCCCAGUCAAAGUGUUUGUCUAUGAAGACUGGUCAAUGCCUCACAGUGCAGCAAAACUGAAGUUUCCCUAUUAUUGGGAUGAACAAUGCUUCCAAUCACCACCCCAAAAGGAUGAGCUGUAACAUCGCUACUUGUGCCCCAACACACUUGACAUUACUGGUUUCACAGUUUUCUUUACAAAUAGGAGAAGAGAAGAAUAGACCCCAUGCAAUGCAAUGCAAUGCAAUACAAUACAAAUACAGUUUCAUGAUAGAAACUACAUACUAUGAAGCUGAUUGCAUGUAUGGUACUUAUAUUGGCUAAGAAGAGAAUGUGAAAAGCCGCUACUUUUUUUUUCCCCACAUAUUAUUGCUUUUAAAUGUACAAAGUGGCAACAAAAUACAUUUUACAA